AUGCUAGCCCAUCUCUGCUCCUCUGUCCCCUACAGAAGUGUCCACGUUGAGUCCACCCAGGCCGCUGACAGGGGAAUCUGUGAAGACAGACUGGCAAGAAUUCCUGCCAAGCCAGCUACAGAAUGUAAAGUGGUGUAUGAAUAUGAGGAGAGUAUUGAGAACUGUGCCCUUCAAGCAGAAAGAUGGGGUGUUGAGAAACUUCCAGAUGCUGGUGAAGGCUUCCAAGAUCUGGAGUCCAAGGUCAAGGGGCCACUGGCCAGCAGCCAGAAUUUUCUCAAGCACAACAGGGGUUUGCCGAUGGACUCUGACGCAGAUUCACUCCAUCUUCCAGUGUUUUCUGAGCAAUGGCAGAUUGUAAAGCCCCUAGCGUAUCUUUCAGCACCUGGAACACCAGCAGAUACGAAUGAAUUGGUAACGAGGGAUUAUGACCUAGAAAUACUCUUUGCCUUGAAAUAUUUAGAAAAGAACCCUUUUCCUUCAAAGGUUAUGAACAAGUCUGAACUUGCCUUCAACUUGUACUCUAUUGAUUGGAGACUCUACCGUACAGCUGGCGGCACCCAAGGACCUGCCUAUGGGGUUAGUCAUGAUUCUAGCAGAACUGUUGCAACCGAUGUGGAUGGAGAAGCUCCUGUAUUGUCUGUUUCUCCUCAGCUUACCACCCUGGGAAAUCUUACACCUUCAAGCACUGUGUUCUUUUGCUGUGAUAUGCAGGAAAGGUUCAGACCAGCCAUCAAGUAUUUUGGUGAUAUCAUCAGCGUGGGACAAAGGCUGUUGCAAGGAGCCCGGAUUUUAGGAAUUCCAGUUAUUGUAACAGAGCAAUACCCCAAAGGUCUUGGAAGUACUGUUCAAGAAAUUGACUUAACAGGUGUAAAACUGGUUCUUCCAAAGACCAAGUUUUCAAUGGUGUUACCAGAAGUAGAGGCAGCGUUAGCAGAGAUACCUGGAGUCAGAAGUGUGGUAUUAUUUGGAGUAGAAACUCACGUAUGCAUCCAGCAAACGGCUCUGGAGCUGGUUGGCCGAGGAGUCGAGGUCCACAUUGUUGCUGAUGCCACCUCCUCAAGAAGCAUGAUGGACAGGAUGUUUGCUCUGGAGGGUCACCUCAAGGGUGAUGCUCUGUUUGGGGAAAAUUACCUCCAGGCACCACAGGAACCUGAACUCGCAUCAUCCAGAAGAGAAAUGUCCUUCGAAGCCAACAUGUUUGAAAAGAUUCCACGAGACUAUGAACAUGUCAAAUGGAACAAGGAACGAACCACUGCGGAUCGAGUUAAGAACAUCUGUGCCUCUUCGUGCAAAAUGAAGAAGAGGAAAUUUAAUUAG
Molecule: messenger RNA, 1317 nt
Organism: Dipodomys ordii (Ord's kangaroo rat)
Lineage: Eukaryota; Metazoa; Chordata; Mammalia; Rodentia; Heteromyidae
Exons: 9
Coding region: 1-1317 (438 amino acids)
Cellular component (GO): cytoplasm
Source: RefSeq, a predicted model, not a curated record